CUCUUGGUCAUCCCCUGUACUGUGUUGGCAGUCUCUUGGUCAUCCCCUGUACUGUGUCGGCAGUCUCUUGUCAUCCCCUGUACUGUGUCGGCAGUCUCUUGGUCAUCCCCUGUACUAUGUCGGCAGUCUCUUGGUCAUCCCCUGUACUAUGUCGGCAGUCUCUUGGUCAUCCCCUGUACUAUGUCGGCAGUCUCUUGGUCAUCCCCUGUACUAUGUCGGCAGUCUCUUGGUCAUCUCCUGUACUGUGUCCGCAGUCUCUGGUCAUCUCCUGUACUGUGUCCGCAGUCUCUGGUCAUCCCCUGUACUACGUCCGCAGUCUCUGGUCAUCCCCUGUACUACGUCCGCAGUCUCUGGUCAUCCCCUGUACUACGUCCGCAGUCUCUGGUCAUCCCCUGUACUACGUCCGCAGUCUCUGGUCAUCCCCUGUACUACGUCCGCAGUCUCUGGUCAUCCCCUGUACUAUGUCUGCAGUCUCUGGUCAUCCCCUGUACUAUGUCUGCAGUCUCUGGUCAUCUCCUGUACUAUGUCUGCAGU
Staurois parvus is the source of this 534-nucleotide messenger RNA. Lineage: Eukaryota; Metazoa; Chordata; Amphibia; Anura; Ranidae. The record is from the annotation of a GenBank genome assembly.